GUCCAACUGACAGCACUGCAGAUUAUUGUUGUCAAAUUCAAAUUAACGGGUAUUUUUAUGGCGUUUUUUGUGUGUUUGUGUUGCUGACAGAAGUUAUAAUGGAAUAUUAAAAAUUUCUGGGGUUCUCUUUCGAUACGAAGAAUUUUCAAACGUUCCUUAACAUUUAAGCCCAAAAUGACUGCAAAGGAAAAUAGAACUAACGAAGAUGAUUCUGAUGAAGAGUUAGCAUUCUCCGAUGAUGAUGCAACAUUCGUUGAUGGUAUCAGGAUACCUCCUCCAACAAAACCAACACUCUCAUUCGAUCCAACUGGACCACGUCUCAUAAUCACCAAAAUAGACAAUAACUUCUUCAAGAGCUAUGCAAAAGGUCAAGUACUUGGGCCAUUCCAUAAGUGUUUCAAUGCCAUAGUAGGCCCUAAUGGAAGUGGUAAAAGCAAUGUCAUCGACUCUUUACUGUUUGUUUUUGGAUAUCGUGCUACAAAAAUUAGAUCAAAAAAAGUAUCUGUUCUACUACACAACUCUGCAAACUAUAGAAAUAUCCAGUCCUGUACUGUUGCUGUGCAUUUUGCACUAAUUAUAGAUAAGGACGGUGAUGCAUAUGAUACUGUGCCAGGUAGUGAAUUUGUUGUUUCUAGAACAGCAAAUAAAGAUAAUUCAUCCUUUUAUCAGUUAAAUGGUAGAAAAGUUCAGUUUAAAGAGGUUGCAGUGCUGUUGAAACAACAUGGCAUUGACUUGGAUCACAACCGGUUCCUGAUUUUGCAGGGUGAGGUAGAACAAAUUGCUAUGAUGAAAUGUAAAGCUGAAAAUGAGAAUGAGUCUGGUAUGUUAGAAUAUUUGGAAGACAUCAUUGGCACAACUCGUUAUAAGAAACCACUUGCCCAAGUUCAUGAAAGAGUGGACAUCCUGUCAGAGAGGAGAAUUGAAAAACUGAACAGGCUCCAAAUGGUGGAAAAAGAAGUACAAGAACUUAAAGGUCCUAUGGAAGAAGCAGUAGGGUUUUUGAAAGUAGAAAAUACUGUUGUGAGCAGCAAGAAUUUCCUUUACCAAAAGGAAAUUUAUGUUUUGAAUAAAAAGCUAACAAAGAUCAAUGAGGACAAAAGUGAGAUUGCUGAAGUUCAGAAAAAAUUCCUAGACACCUUAGCAGACAUAGAGCACAAAAGGAAAGAGAAAGCGAAGGACUUACAUGUAGAAUCAGCGCGAUAUGAAGCUCUUCAAAAAAGGAAAGAAGAACUUAAUGAAGCAUUCAAUAAUGCAAACAAAAAAGACAUUCAGCUACAAGAAAACAUGGUACAGAUGAAUACAAGGCGUAAGAAAACUAAAGAGCUGCUAGCUCAGGAGAAAAAGAAAUUGGAUAAACUAGAAAGGACCCCAGAGGAAACAGAAAAGGGAAUUGCCGAAUGUGAGAAAAAAGAAGCAGAGCUGACGGCUAAAAAGGAAAAGCUGGAUGAAGAAAAAGCAAGAGUUUUAGCUAGCAUAAGAACUGAAACAGAGGCAUUGCAAGAAAAAAAGGAAGAAAUUCAAACAGACUUAGUUGUGUUGAAAAAAACUGUAGAUGAGACAAAAGCAGCGCUCGCAUUAGCAGAGUCGGAACUGAAAAUAUACACAAGCAACGAAGAUGGAGCUAGAACCGAAUACGAAGACGUGAAAACUGUAUAUGAAAACGCUGCCUCUACCAUUGAAGAACGCACCAGACAAGUAAAUACGUUGAAGAAGAAAAUUCCAGCAACUGAAAAGUCGCUUAAAGAUGCUACGGCAGAGUUCAACACUGUUAAAAUGCAGGAGGCAAAACUUCUUGAUGAGAUUAGGAAAAAGAGAUCCUUCUUGGAAGAACGUCGAAGUUCUAUGCAAGCAAGUAGAUCACAGGGACGAGUUUUGGAUGCUUUGAUGCAACAAAAGAGGGAAGGGAAAUGUCCUGGAUUGUAUGGUCGUUUGGGAGACUUGGGAGCAAUUGAUCAAAAGUAUGACAUUGCAAUUUCUACAGCCUGUGGACCAUUGGACAAUAUCGUGGUUGAUACAGUGGAUACAGCACAUUGGUGUAUAGAUUACUUGAAGAAACACGAUAUCGGACGAGUAACAAUCAUCGUGUUAGAAAAACAGGAACAUCUGAGAGCAACUGCGAAUACAAAAAUAAAAACUCCUGAAAAUGUGCAUAGACUGUUCGACCUGGUGAGAGUGAACGACGAAACUAUUCGCACAGCGUUUUAUUAUGCAUUAGGAAACACUCUUGUAGCUGACGAUAUCGAACAAGCCACAAGAAUCGCGUAUGGGGCCCAGCGGUAUCGUGUGGUUACUCUGGGUGGCGGUUUGAUUGAGACAUCUGGUACUAUGAGUGGUGGUGGAAAAACUGUCAGCAAGGGAAGGAUGGGCCAAUCGGUCAAAGUAUCCAACGUGGAUCCGAGAGAGUUGGAACAAUUAGAAGAAAGUCUGCAAGAAAUGGAAAACAGCGUUCGUGAAUUAAGGCAGAAACAUAAUUCUCUCGAAAAUCAGGUCAAUGCUCUACAACCGGAGUUGAGACAAAUGAAAAUUGACUAUGAAAAGUUCACUAUGGAAUUGCAGCAAUUACAACAGCAGCAGCCCCAACUGAAACGUCAACUAAAAGAACUGGAAGACAAAGCAAAUAGUUCUAAAGCAAACCCAGCACAAGUGAGGAAAAUGACUAAAGUGAUAGAGGAGAAAAGAAAAUUGUUUGAGGAAGCUUCUGAAGCUGCAAACGCCUUGCAGACUGAAGUUGAUAAGAUAUCCAAGGAAAUUAAUGAUAAGACACUGGGUAAGAUGAAGAAACUAAAUAGCCAGAUCAAGGAGACCAGUCAAGGCAUUGACAAGUGCAGAAACGAGAUAACUAGGCUGAAGGUUGCUGCAGCUACUGCAGGGAGGGAUGUGAAGAAAACCACUGAAAAAAUAAAAAACAUGGAGCAAGACAUCGAAGAUAUGGAGAACCGUUUGAGAGCAAUGCGGGAUGAAAGAGCCGAGGUGGAAUCAGACGCGGCCAAACUUUUGAAGUGUGUUGAAGAAAUUGCCGAACAAAUCACUGCUAUUGAGAAUGUUUACUCUGAUUUGAAGAAAGUUGUAGCGGAUUUGACGCAGCAGGAGACUAAAAUAAAAUCGGAAAAAGUUGAUGUUGAUCAAAAAGUCCAGGUUCUAAACAAACAGAUCAGUGAAUGUAAAGGGAACAUACAUCAGUUUGAAGUGAAGGUGUCAAAAUUGAGGUUACAAGAAAUUCCAGACGAACCUCGGGAGGAAUUGAAAAAAUAUUCAGAUGAAGAGAUUGAAAAUGAGAAUGUAGAAAAUGUACAGAAGGAACUGGAAAAUGCAGAGAACCACCUGAAAGUUGCCAAACCAAAUCUCAGAGCAAUUGAGGAAUAUUGCAGGAAAAAAGGCGUGUACAUAGAGCGUGCUCGGGAACUAGACGAUAUAAUAAGCAAGAGGGCAGAAAUGAGAAAAUUGUACGAUAAGCUGAGAACUCAGAGGAAAGAUGAGUUCAUCGCGGGUUACAACAUCAUUAAAAUGAAACUGAAGGAGAUGUAUCAAAUGAUCACUUUAGGAGGUGACGCCGAUUUUGAGAUGGUUGAUACAUACGAUCCUUUCACUGAGGGCAUUCAAUUCAAUGUAAGACCGCCUAAGAAAUCUUGGAAGAAAAUCUGUAACCUUUCUGGUGGAGAGAAAACGUUAUCAUCCUUGGCACUUGUAUUUGCCUUGCAUUACUACAAACCAUCUCCUUUGUAUGUUAUGGACGAAAUAGAUGCCGCCUUAGAUUUCAAAAACGUAUCUAUUGUUGCACAUUACAUCAAGGAUCGAACGAAAAACGCCCAAUUCAUCAUAAUCUCCCUGAGAUCAAACAUGUUCGAGCUAUGUGACAACCUGAUAGGCAUAUACAAAACGUUCAACUGCACCAAAACCAUCACCAUAGACCCUAGGGGGUACGACACGGACAGACCCCGGCAGAUGCAAAGUCUCGAGGACGAUACAAUGGUUACUGACAUGACUAUUGCGACUCGAAACAGUCAACAGACAGCUAACGAACUAAGGGCUACACAAGGAAGUCAACAGGCAGAGGCAGCAGAACCUGAACCGAGGAAGUCUUCAGAGGAAAAGGAAGGAGAUAAGGAAACAGAUGCGCAAAACGAGUCUGUGUCCAGUGAGAUAACUAGCUCAGCAACAACUGAGAAUGCUGAAAAUCCAGCAGUAGUUGAAGAUUCCUUCCAAGAAGAAAUGGAUGUUGAUUAACAGUAAGGAUCUAAACAAAAAAUCGACUUAACAUUAAAUAAUAAGUCAUAUAUUUUAGUUUGAUUCAAUAAAUCUAUUUUGCUACUUUAUCAAGUUA
Molecule: messenger RNA, 4321 nt
Organism: Acanthoscelides obtectus
Lineage: Eukaryota; Metazoa; Arthropoda; Insecta; Coleoptera; Chrysomelidae
Source: the annotation of a GenBank genome assembly